UUGCAUAUUACGACACGCCGGUUAAGAGAAGCAAAGUUUAUAAGCCCGUUGACUCUCAACUAUUUCAAGCCCAAUGUUGUUUUAUUGUGUAAGCUAUUACAGUUGGGCCUUGAAGUAUAACAAUCUGUCACAUAACAUAUUAGAAAGAGGAGAGCAGCUCAAACUCUUCAUUGUUCUCACUGUUCUUGCGGGUAAGCCAAAGAGUCAAUCCCCUGAGCGAGAUUGACGGUUGUCAAUUUGUCAAGCAAGAAAAGAUAGAGAUGAAAUCAGAUAAGGAUGAGAGCGUUUUGGAUUAAAGAUUCCCGAUUAUAAGAUUGGGAUGCCGAAUUGGAAGGAGAAGGCGUUUUCAGAUUGGAAGAUUUACAUAUAUUUGGGCUGUUUUGGGUAUCAAAUCAGGGAGGAGGGAGGCCGAAUUGCAUGCGAGAAGAAGACCAGCAACAGCGAACUUAGGGGGAAGCUGAACUCGGCGACAGAGGAACUGAGGUGGUUGUAGCUCUCGAUUUGCUACGAUACUACUUUGGGGAUUCCGAUCAGCUACUCCAAAACAAAAAAAGGAUCUGAGUUUUAUUUUGGGGAUUUUCUAGGCUACGUUCAGGGCAGCAAAUUGAUGAGCUUCAUCUGAAUUUUGAGAGGUACCUAGCGAGCAGGAGGGUAAGCAAAAACGGACUAGUCGAGGUGACUCAGUUCAGCUUGUGUCUACUCUCAUUCUCAUUAGAAGAUUUGGUAUUGUAUUUAUGCUUUCAUUUUCUUUUCAUUCGAUUGUCAGCUUUGGUUUAUCUUGGAUUAGUAGUAGUAUAAGUUUUGCUUUGGAGAAUUAAAAUGAAAGUUAGUGCUUUUGUUCUUGAAUGCAUCAGUAUACUAGCUGGUAUACAUCUUGGUAGAUUAAUUUAAUUAUUAGUUUUAUUCAUUUAUUUGCUUUGUUUAUUAGUUUGAUUAUGAAUUUUAUGUAUUCUAUUAUAGUUAACUCAACAUUUGUUAUGUCAGGCUAAAUUAUUAGUGGGGUUGGGAGAUCAAUUAUGCAUUGGAUUAUUGGUUUUGUGAGAAUAGAUAUGUUGUAAUUCUUGGGUAUCAUGUUUAUAUCUUGAUUGGAUUGAUAGUCUAUUUUAUUGGUAUGAAUUGGUUGAAUUAUAUUUUAGACCGGCCAUCUUUAAUAUAAUCUACUAGUUUGAUUGCUAGGAUUUUAAAUUGUGGUAAGUAAUUGUCCUUGUUAAUUUCCCUUGGUGGCAAUUAGGUGUUUAAUAGGUGACUAAAGCUUGUUAUAAUGCCUAAGAUUAUCAACCCUUUGAGUUGCACGAGUCCGAGCUUGUGAGAUUUGUGGCUAAGUUAACUACUCCCUUGUUAUUAACGCUACUAAUUAAUCGAGUCUAGAGAGCUUGUUCUAGGUUAUUAGUUGGUAAGACAAUAUUCCAAGAGCUUGUUUGGUCUAUUUGCAAUUAAAGGAAGUUUUGAAUGCUUGUUUGUGCUCAUUAGUUAACAUUAAGAUAUAGUCAUGAUUAUAUAUAUAAUUCAAUGAUCAAUUGACACUCCAACGCUAUAAUACGUCUCCCGAUUCCCUAUUUCAUUAUUCUUGAUUUUAUAGUAUCUUAAUUUUAUUAGUUUAUUUCUCCGUACUUUAUUUGUUUUCUAGUUAAUAGUUUAUUUUUCUUAGAUCAUAUUUUCCUUAUGCAAAUCAGGGGUUUUUAACAUUCACAAGUAAUAAUUUGAUAAUCUAAUUCUCUGUGGGAUCGACCUUAGGUUACCCUACUACAUUUUAGGAGGUUUUAGUUAGGUUUAUUUUUGGUAGACACGCGACAGUCGAACCAACGAGCUGUACUCCACUAGUAGAAGUCGAUGUCCUUCAGUCGCUCUCUAAAGCUUGUACUUUUCUUCACAACCGUGUUAGUGAGUUGCCUAGGGGUAGAUCUAUUGAAGUGAAUAUACCUAAGGCAUUGUUCCACUAUGAUGAGGGUGCGAUCGCAUUUAUUACAAGAGUGGAUGUGAAGGAAUUUCUAACCGGUUCCAUGUUUAACAUUUCCAUCAUUGAAACUUUCAUGAGGUCACUACAGGAGCACCUUAUUAGUGGAUGCAAUUCUGAGGCUGCAAUUGGGUGGUUUUGCCCUGAGCAGACCUCCCUUACCAGAUGCUUAUGCAACCCUCAUGACGUGGAAGAUUACCUUGAGUGGAGUAUUAAAGAAUCAACGCGUGCGGGAGAUAAGUUCAUAUUAGCCCCAUGCUUUGAGGAGUUUGUCUAAAUAUGUCAUAAUUCAGUUGUUUGUUUUUUUUUUCAAAUUCCGAAAAUUCAGUUAACUGUUAAGUAUAUAUGUUGACUUCUAACGACAGAUGGUUUGUUUGUUGUAAAUAUAUGUAGUGCUCAUUGGAGCCUUUUGGUGAUUUGUGUUUCCAAUAACACAAUCUACCACUUUGAUUCGACUCGUGACAAUCCACCACGGAAGUUGCUAGUGAAGAACCUACUGAAUAGGAACAUAUUUCUUCCUAUUGUUGAAUGUCCUCACCUAAGUCAUUGAGUAUUUAUGUUUCUAACUUUGAACUUAUUUUCCUAAAGUGUUAUGAAGAAGCUAAAUUGUGACAGGUCAGGUGCAACAACCAAGGCAGCUGCCCAGGCAGGUGCAGCUAGGGGUGUUUAAAAAAACCCGACCCGGUUGUCCUGUCUUGAUUACCCGAUAACCCGCAAAAACCCAAUGGGAAAUUGACAAAUUUUUUGUUUUUUUUCAGGUUGGGUACCCGUCCCGCUAAAAUAGCAGUUUCGUGGGUCGGGACAUGGGACAAACUUUGCUAAUCUCGGGUACUCGAAUACCCGUUAAAAAAAAAUACAAAAGAACAAAAACAAAAAAACGUACUAUACCCAUUACCCAGUUACCCACCCUAUCUUCUUCUCUUUCUUUUUAGAUGUUGCUAUUCUCUUUCUCUCUCCUCUCCUCUCUGCUUUCUCUUUCCUCCUUUUCACGUUGUUCUGGUGGUGAGGACGAAUAUGGCGGCAUGUGGUGGUGACGAAGAAUACGGUGACUUGCGGUGGUGAAUUCAUUUAUUUGACAGCAGCAAUUGGUUAGCCAUAUGAUUCAUAUUUCACCCAUUCAUCAAAUAAUCCUCCCGUUGUUCAUUAAGUCAUCGUUGGUGAUACGGAAAAUUUUUCGCCAUCGAUGAUAAUAUAAUUAGAGAAGAAGCAGGGUCAUCUUUAAUUUCUGGGGAAUAAAACUAAGAGAAGAAUGUGGAAGAAGUAGAGGCGUUUGCAAUUGAUGGGUCUUUUGCUAAUUAGUUUGUUCCUCCUCUAGUUCCUCUUCAACACCAUCUUAAGAAAGACAAGGUUUUUUUUUAUUUUUCUUUUUUUCGAUUUUUGGGUACUAAUUUGUUUGUCAAAUUAUGCUUUUUUGAAUUUUGAGAAGUUAAUUUCUAAUACUUCCUCCGUUUUUUAUUAUCUGCAACAAAGUACAAGUUCAGCAUGCCUAGGCAAAACUUUUAAGAGUUGUUUAGUUGAAUAAAAGUAGGAAGUGGGGUAUGUAAUUAAAGAGUUAAAAAAGGAGGGAAGAAAAUCUAAGUUUUUUAAUGAAAGAGAAAGUGGUCCAACUUUUUAAAAAAGGUGGACCCUUUUUCAAUUUUUGGAACCAAUUAUUUUCCCUCUAAAAUUUUUUCACCCAAAUUUUCAAAAAAAUCAGCCAACCUUUUAAAACAACCCACCCAUUUCCCAUGAAAUAUUUCCCUCCCUUUUACAAAAAAAAAAGCAUUUCAUCCAAAUUUUCCCCCCUUGAAAUUUUCAUUUAAGGGGGGUAUAUAAACAACCUGCCCAACAAUGUAUCAACAUAAGAACAGAGUUUCCAAAAGAUUACAGAAAAUACUUGUUCCUUCCAAAAGAUUACAUCAUUAGUAAUGACUAAAACCUAAAUUAGUCCUAAGUUAAUUGCAGCAUCAGCUCCAUAACUCUAGUUCAGCAACAGCACAACAAUAAAAAAACAGCCCCUCUCACUUCAUUACCAGGUCUGAAAUCUGGGGAACUCAACAUCAUCAGCAUAAAUAUCAUGGCAGGCAGUGAAGAUGAUGAUUUUUUCAGCAUUGAACAAAUGCUUAAUGAUGAAAACAGAAUGGGACACGGUGAAGCAAACAAUGUGCAAGGGACUGCUAAAAAUCAGCAUGAUGGUGGCAUGCAGCAACAGAAAAGCAGAAAACAGCUCACUAUUGCCCAGAAAAGGAAACUAGUAGAUGGUUAUUUGUUGAAGCUAGGGGGGCCCUCUGCCAAGAGGAUAUAUAACACAGCAAGCCAACAAAUUUAAUGUUCAUAGAUCCACAAUUCAGAGACUCUUUGAGGACAUUAAAUCCCAGAUGGCAAAGGGGAAUUUGAUAGAUGUCAGAAGUAAAAAGCUGGGGAAAACAGGACCAAAACCAAAGGUCUACACAGAUGAGUUCCUACAAUCAGUCCCCCUGUAUAAGAGGACAACUGAGAGAAGCUAUGCAGCAGCUCUCAAAGUACCACGUGUCACAAUCCACAAACUGAAGAAGCAAGGCAGACUCAGAACACAUACAGCCACAAACCAUCCAUAUCUGACAGACAAUCACAAGGUAGCAAGAUUGAAAUGGGUGCUAAGUCAUCUAAUGCCUGCUGAAGAAAAUGGGGACCCAAAGUUUAUGGACAUGCAACAAGUUGUCCAUAUUGAUGAAAAAUGGUUCUACUUGAACCCAGAAACCAGGAAGUUCUACCUCCUAUCAAAUGAAGCAAACUCAUACAUGUGCCAACAGUCCAAAAGGUUUAAAGUGAAGGGCAUGUUCAUGGCAGCCAUUGGGAAGCCUAUUUUUGACCAACAAGGAGCAGUCAUACAUGAUGGAAAGUAUGGUAUUUAUCCAUUUGUGUAUGAAAGCACAACAAAGAAAAAAAGCAAAAACAGGAGAGCUGGUGUGGUGGAAAUCAAAGCAACACAGAAUGUCAACAAAGAAGCUAUAAGGGCAAUGCUAUUGAAUCAUGUAAUUCCAGGCAUCAAAGCUAAAUGGCCUUCCAAUCUACCCAAGGACAUAUUGGUACAAUGGGAUAAUGCCAGACCUCAUCAAGUUCCAAGGGAUGAGGAAUUUGAGUCAACCUGUCAGUCAAAUGGAUUCAACAUUCAAUUCAUAUACCAGCCCCCUCAGUCUCCAGAUUUAAAUGUGUUAGUUCUAGGGCUGUUCAGUGUAAUACAAUCACUACAAUACCAAUCAUUCCCAAAGUAUUUAGUGGAACUCAUAGAUAGGGUUAAAGAAGCAUAUGAGUUGUUCAACCCAGUGUUGAACAAAUAUUGUUAGAUAACCCUACAAUGCUGCAUGGAAGAAAUACUCAAUCACCUAGGAGGGAAUAACUUCACCUCACCACACAAAGGGAAGAAGAGGCUAGAAAGGAUUGGGAUGCUACCAGAACAAUUACAGGUGGACAGCAGGGUGGUUCAACAAGCUGUUGACUACCUCAAUACCAUUUUUAUAUCAACUGAUCAAGGAAAUGAAGAAGAUGAAGGGAUACAAGUUGAUGCAGACUAAACACAGCAACUGACACAUGUAGAAGUUUUAGUAAGACUGCCACACAUAACCAAUGGAAGUAAAUGAAGCAGCAAGAAUCAUUGUAUGUAAUGGUUUCUGUUUUUUUUCUUGUUCAUUACUGUAAGUUAAUCAUUGGUUAUGUGUAUUUUGUUGUAAGUCAGGCCCAUGAAUAUUGUAUGACAGUCUAAGCUAGCUUCUUUUGGAGAUUGUAAAAUUUUUUGGUUUAAUUAAUGAUUAACAUUGUGGAAGGUUUAUGACCAACUAGGGACACAAACUAAGCAUAAAAAAUGCAAAAUACAGUGACAAAUAAAUCCAUCAGAGGGUUUUUAAUUUUUUCACAAAAAUUACAUAAUUGGUUCCCUCAACAACAACUUCUAUAUCAAGUUGUUGGAGCUAAUCCAAGUUAUGAAUUGGUUGUAUCAAAUGAGUCCCUUCAUCAUAUGGAUUUCCCAACCACA
Chenopodium quinoa (quinoa) is the source of this 5945-nucleotide messenger RNA. RefSeq lists its product as uncharacterized. Bases 4312 to 5259 code for a protein of 315 amino acids. Gene Ontology annotation, molecular function: nucleic acid binding. The record is from RefSeq and is a predicted model, not a curated record. The transcript is spliced from 2 exons. NCBI's taxonomy places the organism in Eukaryota, Viridiplantae, Streptophyta, Magnoliopsida, Caryophyllales, Amaranthaceae.